Messenger RNA from Nicotiana tabacum (common tobacco), 879 nucleotides. RefSeq lists its product as uncharacterized. The record is from RefSeq and is a predicted model, not a curated record. NCBI's taxonomy places the organism in Eukaryota, Viridiplantae, Streptophyta, Magnoliopsida, Solanales, Solanaceae. Gene Ontology annotation, biological process: DNA repair; telomere maintenance. Gene Ontology annotation, molecular function: DNA helicase activity.
AUGAUGCAUAAAUAUUGUUUUAAAGCUCUUGAUCAAACUCUUAGAGAUAUUCUUAGAUUUAAAAACGUAUCCAGUGUUGAUAAACCUUUUGGAGGUAAAACAGUUGUUCUUGGUGGCUACUUCAGACAAAUUUUGUCUGUCAUUGCAAAAGGAUCUAGGCAAGAUAUUGUUAAAGCUACUUUUAAUUCUUCAUAUUUGUGGCCCCACUGUGAAGUCUUAAAUCUAACAAAGAAUAUGAGGUUACAAAGAGAUCAGUUAGAUGCACAUUUGGAUGAGUUAAAAAAAAUUUCUGAAUGGAUUUUAGCAAUCGGUGAUGGAAGGAUUGGGAGUUCCAUUGAUGGCAUUGAGAAAGUCCAAAUCCCCGAUGAUCUUCUCAUAAAUAAUUGUGAUGAUCCAAUAUCGAAAAUUAUUGAAAGUACAUAUCCAGAUUUCUUUAACCAUUUCAGUGACAUUGAUUACCUCCAGCAAAGGGCAAUUCUUGCUCCGAUUCUUGAUAUGGUGGAGUCGAUCAAUAAAUAUAUGGUAUCACUCAAUCAUAGUCCUGAGAAGACAUAUUUGAGUUCUGAUACAGUUUGUAUGUCUGAUCAUUCUUUUUCAGAUUUGGAGCACGUACAUACACCCGAAUUUCUAAACAGUAUUAAAUGUUCUGGAAUUCCAAAUCACUUUAUUACUUUGAAGGUUGGUGUUCCUGUGAUGUUGCUGAGAAGUAUAGACCAGUCAUCAAGAUUGUGUAAUGGCACGAGGUUGAUCAUCACAAGACUUGGAAAUCGGGUUAUUGAAGUUAAGGUUUUAAUGGGUAAUAUGGCUGGACAAAAAAUGUUUAUCCCGAGAAUGACGUUGACGCCAUCAGAUGCAAGAAUACCUUUUAAGUUCCAGUGA